Molecule: messenger RNA, 2030 nt
Organism: Pelagomonas calceolata
Lineage: Eukaryota; Pelagophyceae; Pelagomonadales; Pelagomonadaceae
Source: the annotation of a GenBank genome assembly
AUGGCCGGCCACCACCACCGCGCCAGCAGCGGCCUGAAACAAAAAAACAAGUCCCACAAAACCACAAAGUCGAACCGCGCCCAGAAACGCGCGAGCGGCGCGGGCCGCGUCGAGCGCGCGGGCCCGGGCCGCCGCGCGGGCGCCGCCGCCGGCGCCAAGGAGCAACGGCGACGACGGGCCCAGCAGCUGAAGGACCAGCGCCAGCGGUCGUCGAGGAAGCCUCAGGCGACCGACGCGCCCUUGACCUGCGCCGUCGUGCCCCUCGCGGAAAACGCUGCUAUAGAUGUAGCAAACGCCUUAAGGGAGGACAACAUACAAGUCAUCGAGACGGCGCACGGCGACGUUCGAAGUGCAUUGCACGCGGCCGCGGCGUGUGAUGUGGUCGUCUGCGUGCUGGCUCCUACGAAGAAAAGCGACAUGGACACGGAGGAGCCCGAGACCUACUCGCCCGAGGCCGACGAUGUUUUGACUGCUUUGAAGUCCCAGGGCUUGCCCACCAUCGUCGGCGUCGCUUCGGGAAAUGCCCCGGACGCGUAUCGCCUGGAUAUAGCGCGACGGUUCUUCAAGGACGAGUUUGGGGAUGCGGUGCCGUGGUGCGACGGCGCGGCAAACGCGCCGCAAGCCGUUAGGGCGGCUCCUUCGAAAUUGCCGCGCUGGCGGCAGACGCGUUGUCGCAUCCACGUCAAGAACGCAUCAUCCGAUGGCACUCUACUAGAUGUCGAAGGCUGGGUCCGCGACGCUCCUUUAGCGUUGAAUCGACUGGUGCACGUGCGCGGCGUGGGUGCCGCGCGCAUCACAACUUGCGAGGUCUACGCGACGUCCGACGCAACAACACCAUCAGAAACCUUACAAGGUUCAUGUGACGAGCCCCUGAAGUCGGCCGCGACGCCGGACGAGCUCAUGGGCGAGCAGAACCUCGAGAACAUGGAGGAGGAAGAAGUAGAACAACCAAGGAAGCUGAGGAGCGACUAUCAAGCCGCGUGGGACGGUUCUGAUGACGACGACGACGAUAAUGACGGCAUUGAUGUGGAGGCCCUGAACACGUCCACGCGCGAAGAGGAGGUAGAAGUGAAGAAACCACUAACUUUACAGGAGCGCUACGACGAGGACGGCGAGUUUCCCGACGAGGUGGAAGUGCCCGCCGGGUGCGCGGCGCGAACGCGGUUCGCGCGGUACCGGGCUCUGAGGGACGUGCAGGCGUCGCCCUUCGAUGCGCACGAGGCGCUGCCGCGCCAGUACGGCUACGUCCACACUCUCAGAAGGUUCGACGCGGAGCGCAAGGCAGCCUUGGCCGAGAAGGGUGAGGUCGGCGUGGGCGCCUACGUCAAAAUGAGGUUGGAGACCGUGCGUGCGUGUGAUGCUUCUUCCUUAAUCAACGAUUCUGCCGGUGUGUCGUCGUUAUUAAAACAUGAGAACCGUCUCACUGUGUUGCACUUCCUCGUGAAGCGCACGACGCUAGGCGUUGGUGAUACGCAGCCUUUACCAUCCAAAGAACUCGUCGAGGUCGUCUGCGGCCACCGGCGGUGGCGGGGCCGGCCGAUCUACUCGUCGCACGGGCCCAAGAGCGCAAGGGCUUUAUCAAGCCGGUUUCUGCGGCCCGGCGACCACGUCGUCUGUUCUGUCUUAGGACCCCUGACGUACGCGCCGGCGCCCGUCGUCCUGUUUCGUGCUAGUGGAGAGGCCUGCGCGAUCGGCUCGGCGCUGACCUGCGACCCCGACCGCAUCAUCCUGAAAAGAUGUAUUUUGUCGGGCGUGCCGUUACGAACACAUAAACGCAAGGCCACGGUCUACAAGAUGUUCGAGAAUCCCGAGGAUUGCGCGUACUUCAAGCCCGCGCAGCUCGUGACGAAGCACGGCCUCACGUGCCACAUGACCUGCCCCAUCGGCACGCACGGCCACUUUAAAGUGGCACUUUCGAGGCCUAUGUCGCAGGCGGACACGGUCCUCCUCAAGCUGUACAAGAGGGUGUAUCCGAAGUUCGAGGGGGCCGACGACACGGACGUGGUGGUUGCGUAAGAUAUAUGUUUACA